Molecule: messenger RNA, 228 nt
Organism: Protopolystoma xenopodis
Lineage: Eukaryota; Metazoa; Platyhelminthes; Monogenea; Polystomatidea; Polystomatidae
Source: the annotation of a GenBank genome assembly
AUGGAAACGACGACGGUGGUGGCCCCAACCACGGCCGGUGGACGCGUGGAAGAGUACGAGGGCGAGGAGGGCGAAGAGGAGCAUGACGCGUCGAGCAACGAUGCCGAGGGCGUUUGGUCGGUGGACAUUGAGCAAUGCUUUCAAGAGGCGCUCGCCAUUUAUCCGCCCUGCGGUCGGCGUAAAAUCAUCCUGUCCGAAGAGGGCAAAAUGUACGGUGAGUGCGUGUAA